CUAUUACUUAUUUUCUGAUUUGACAGUUAAAUUUCAUUGAAUUUUGGUUGUCUAUUGUGAAUUUGUCAUGUCAAAAAGAAGCAAUCUAUAUCAGAAACCGUGUCCGAUUAUGUAGAUAACUCUAUUUGUUAAAAUUUUGUAUGUAAGGUAUAUACGCAGAUUUUAAAGCGAACACAUUUGGUUUUUGUCAGUAAAAUUAAUAUAUGCAAUUUUUUCUGCCCAGUUAAAAUCUUUAGUAUAAAUAUAAUUCAUAUAUAUAUAUAUUCGUACAUAUACACAAAAAAAUGGAAUGUCAUAAAUGCUGAAGUUAAAAUAAAAAUGAAACUCUAAUUAAAACUGAAUUGACAGACGUAAAGAAAAAAUACACCAGCUAAAACGCAGAAAUGGUAAUAAUUGAAAAUAUUUGUGCCACAUGAGAAGUUUCAAAACAAAAAGAACAGCAUUGGACGAAGAUUAUUUAUGAUCAAAUUGCGUCAGCGAUUAAUUGAUGUCAACGUAGUUUUAUUUUGAAUUAAUUUUUUUUUGUUAAAACAGAAUACAACGAUAUAGAUAUAAAAAAAGAGGAAACAAGAAACAGAAAAAGGAAUUUAAAAGUGCAUUGUUCAAGAAAAUCCUUUUUCUUUGUUAGAGAACACAAAGACAAAGUUAAUUCGAAAAUCACUUAGCACACACCCAACGAAUGGGCGCAAAGUCGAGCACACCUGCCGGCCAUCAGAGCCCACGAUCACGGACAUUUUCUAGCAGUUCUGCAGAUACGCCACCGUCACCUACUGCUGAUUUAAAUGUACCAGGAGAGGAAUCGGCUCAAGGAUUUAACUUGUUGCGAACUUUACCAGGGCUUCACAUGCAACAUGUCCAAAGCGCUGUAGAUAGGCAACGUGCACGUAGUUUAAGUUCAGUACCAGAUAUACAUCAACAGAGCACCUCUCAUACACAUCCCGCUUUAGCAACUACUACACCAAGCGGAAACAACUUUGGUGUUGUUGUCAACAAUAAUUUAUCACAAAACCAUACCACCUAUCUACGUCAUCCGCAAGGUGACAGCUUUCGUUUAAAUGUGCCAGUUAGUCGAGGAGCGGGCAAUCAUCAGCUAGCAUUAAAUUUUGAAGACCUACAAGAGGUAUCUCGAACGGGCGCUAAUUUUGUAGAAAGUAUCGCUCUUGCAGCUGGUAGUGAGAAUGGCAUUGGACGAGUUUAUACAGCUACAUCGCUACCAUCACACAUAUGGUCGUUUAAUGGAAUCAAAUGCCCAGUUUGUAAUAAAUUUGUUCUACCUGAUGAUAUUGAAUGCCAUUUAGUUAUGUGCCUCACAAAACCACGACUUUCAUAUAAUGAGGAUAUUUUAUCAGAUGCAAAAGGUGAAUGCGUAAUAUGCUUAGAGGAUUUAAAUCCAGGCGACGUUAUUGCAAGAUUACCUUGCCUUUGUAUAUAUCAUAAAGGUUGCAUUGAUAGAUGGUUCGAAGUAAAUCGGUCCUGCCCUGAACAUCCUGGCGAUUAGUUAAAUCUUUAAA
Teleopsis dalmanni is the source of this 1511-nucleotide messenger RNA. Its product is annotated as E3 ubiquitin-protein ligase ZNRF1. The transcript has 5 exons. Lineage: Eukaryota; Metazoa; Arthropoda; Insecta; Diptera; Diopsidae. The coding region runs from base 680 to 1498 and encodes 272 amino acids. The record is from RefSeq and is a predicted model, not a curated record.